Molecule: messenger RNA, 3093 nt
Organism: Vidua chalybeata
Lineage: Eukaryota; Metazoa; Chordata; Aves; Passeriformes; Viduidae
Product: myotubularin-related protein 9-like
Exons: 12
Coding region: 168-1973 (601 amino acids)
Biological process (GO): negative regulation of autophagy
Source: RefSeq, a predicted model, not a curated record
CACCCUGAGACUCUUCUUUGCGCCCCAAGGAAGAGUCUUGCACCCAAAUUUGCCUGCUUGCACCCAAAAUUCCCUCUUGCAACCCCAAAAGUCCUCUCUCCUUAUGGCCAGCGCUUCCCUGCUGGCACUCUGAGGUCCCCGCCUGCCACCCAGCCCGAGCAGCGCCCAUGGAGUUCUCGGAGCUGAUCAAGACGGCGACGGUGGAGGACGUGCUGCUGUCGCGGCCGGGGCUGCCCGCGGUCCGGGGCACCCUGUGCAUCACCAGCCACCACCUGCUGCUCUCCUCCUGCCCCCGCGGCGACCUGGAGCUCUGGCUGCUCAUCCGCAACGUGGACGCCGUGGAGAAAAGAGUGCAGAAUUUAGGCUGGUACCAACCCCCCCGGACUGGCGGCUCCCUGCGGGACACCAGGGUCUCCGGCUCCUCCGGCACCAUCACGCUGCGCUGCAAGGACCUGAAGGUGCUGCAGCUGGAGAUCCCGGGCAUGGAGGAGUGUCUGAACGUGGCCAGCUCCAUCGAGGCGCUCUCCUCGGUGGACUCGGUGAUGAUGAUGUACCCGUUCUUCUACCGCCCCCCGAGCCUGCGGCUGCAGCAGGGCUGGCACCUGUGUCCCCCCGAGCGCCACUUCCAGCAGGUCGCCUCGCAGACGAGCCAGUGGCGGCUGAGCACCGUGAACCGCGACUUCAGCGCCUGCCCCUCGUACCCCCGCGCCGUGAUCGUGCCCGCGGCCGUGGGCGAUGACACCGUGGCAAAGGCGGCGCGGUUCCGGCAGGGCGGGCGCUUCCCCGUCCUCAGCUACUUCCACCCCAAAAACGGCACCGCCCUGCUCCGCAGCAGCCAGCCCCUGACCGGGCCCAACCGGCGGCGGUGCCGCGAGGACGAGAAGCUCCUGGGGACGAUCCUGGACGAGGGCGAGCGGGGCUUCGUCAUCGACACGCGCUCGGCGCAGGUGGCCAGGCAGGCCCGCAUGAGCGGCGGCGGCACCGAGCCCAAAUCCUCCUACCCACAGUGGCGGCGGCUCCACCGCGCCCUGGAGAGGGGCCGCCCGCUGCAGGAGAGCUUCGCCAAGCUGGUGGAGGCGUGCGGCGAGCCCGCGCCCAGCAUGGAGCGCUGGCUGGGCCGGCUGGACGGCAGCCGCUGGCUGAGCCACGUCAAGGCCGCCCUGAGCACGGCCUGCCUGGCUGCCCAGUGCCUGGACAGGGAGGGCUGCAGCGUGCUGGUGCACGGCGCGGAGGGGACGGACACCACGCUGCUGGUGACGGCGCUGGCCCAGCUCAUCCUGGACCCGGCCUGCCGCACGCUGGAGGGAUUCCAGGGGCUGCUGGAGCGGGAGUGGAUCGAGGCCGGGCACCCCUUCCAGCUGCGCUGCGCCCGCUCCGCCUCCUCCCACGCCCGAGGGAAGCAGGAGGCGCCCACCUUCCUCCUCUUCCUCGACUGCGUGUGGCAGCUGAGCCGGCAGUUCCCCUUCUCCCUGGAAUUCGGGGAGCAGCUGCUCCUCACCCUCUUCGACAACACCUACGCCUCGGCCUACGGCACCUUCCUGUGCAACAACGAGAGGGAGAGGAGCCUGUGUAAGGUGAAGGAAAGCACACACUCGCUGUGGGCCUGGCUGAACCAGCCUGAGGAGAAGCAGAAGUACCUGAACCCUCUCUACUCGCUCAACCCCCUGGUGAUCUGGCCCUCCGUGGAGCCCCAGAGCAUCCAGCUGUGGCAGGGUUUCUUCCUUCGCUGGAUCCGUCCUUCCCAGCACCUGGAUGAGGCCUGGGUGGAGAUCCGGAGGUUGGUGGAGGGAAACAGCUCCUCCACCAAGGAGGGAAACAGCUCCUCCACCAAGGAGGAAAACAGCUCCUCCACCAAGGAGGAAAACAGCUCCUCCACCAAGGAGAGCACAGGGAAAAGGCUGAGCCAGUCCCUCCCCGAGCCCCCGGCUGGGACAGAGAACGACGCUGAAGCCUGGACAGCUGGGACAAGGUGACACUGGAUCUUCCCAUGGGAAGGGCUGUGCAGGACACAGAGCCCGUGGACAGCUCUGGGAGAGGGGACAGAGCCUCUUUCCCAGCCUUUAGCUGCCCACCCUGAGCUCGUUUCAGUAAAUCUCUCUCCCAGCCCCUGCCUGAGUCCUGCUCUUCCAUAAGGGAGCUGCUCCUUCCCACUGGGAUUGCAGCAGUGCCCGUGGAUGGCUCUGGAGCUAAAGGGCAGCAGAUCACACAGAAAACCCAGCAGAUCACACCAAAAAAUCCCUCAGCAGAUCACACAAAAAACCCUCAGCAGAUCACACCAAAAAACACCAGCAGAUCACACCAAAAAACACCAGCAGAUCACACCAAAAAACACCAGCAGAUCAAAAAACCCUCAGAUCACACCAAAAAACCCCAACAGAUCACACAGAAACCCUCAGAUCACACCAAAAAACACCAGCAGAUCACACCAAAAAACCCACAGCAGAUCACACCAAAAAACCCCAACAGAUGACACCAAGAAAACCCCAACAGAUCACACAGAAACCCUCAGAUCACACCAAAAAACACCAGCAGAUCACACCAAGAAAACCCCAACAGAUCACACCAAGAAAACCUCAUAAGAUCACACAAAAAAACAAACACUCCCCCCCAAAAUCACAAAGGCUGCAGCCUCGGUGUUGUGCCAGCAGCUCCGAGCCAGGAGCCAGCCUGGGAAUUCUGCCCUUGGGCCCAGUUUCGAGGAAGGAAAGAGAAAAAAAAAAAAAAAAAAAAACCAAAAAAACCAAAACCAAACCACCCCUCUGGAGAGACAGGAGGGUGAGGAUCUGCAGCAGGAGCUCCCAGGGCAGGAAAUAACUGUUCCAUGAGGGAAGCUGGCUCAGGGUCAGCCCAGCAGAUAAACAGAGCGGCGGGGCCGGGCGCGUGCGUGGCAGCUGGAAAACAAUUCCUGGCUGCUGCACUUCCAGCUUUUUCACACUUCAGGGCAGGGCCUGAGGCUGUGGAGCCUCCCUGGGAAGGAGUUCAUGGAUGGGCAGGGGUCCCAGGAGGAGCAGCAGUGCUCCACGGGUGUGGAACAAAGCACUGACAACAGAGCUGGGAAAGCAAAGUCCUUGGGUUAAUUUUGGUCCAGAUGGG